CUCCACCUGUUCGCACAAAAGAGAGAGUGUGGAGGGAAGAAGCAGCAGGAUCUGUAGUGAAGAGAGCGAUCAGACAUGUGUGACAGGUAUUUAGAAAUCCUGAAAGAAAGCGCCCACAAGGGGAAUUUCAUCCCGUCAGGUCGACAGCUGCACAGGACUCCUCCUUUGCCGGAUGUGAAGAGACACCUGAAUUUUUGCAGCGAUUCGAGUCUGGAUUUGGAGGAGCAGCAGCGCAAUGUGGAGCGUCGGAGUCAAAACAACCACAACAGCACGUUUGAUUCUCCUGACACUCCUGAAACAAAACCAGGUUCUCUGGACGAUCCGAACUCCAUGCUGAAAGGGAUGAAGGGCUACCAGCUGAUACCAAGCGACCUGGAGUUCAUUGAAAAGAUGAAGGAAGAGAAACUUAUUAAAAAUCUCCAGAGCGAGCUGGAGGAGGCGCAGAGGUUGUUGAAGAAGGAGACGAUGGCUGCGGAGCUGGUGAUUGCUUCGAGGGAGAAAGCACAGGCCGAGCUCAAAAAGUUCCCAUCCUGUGAAGAGAUCACCGAGUGGGUAAAGGUUGUCCUCGGGGCGUCGUCUCCGUCGGUGGACUUGACAGACGUGGACGCCAAGUCUCUUCUGGCCACGGUGACGAAAGAAGACGUCCAAAGAGUGAUCGACGGGAAGAGGACCGAGCUCAGGCGGAUGGAGAAGAUGGUGGCGAACAAGAGGAAGAAAGAGGCUAAAGAAAGGGCGCAGCUUGAAAAACAAAUUACCGUUGAACAGCUGAAGAUCCAAGGAUUGAUGAGGCAGUUAACCGACCUGAAGUUUGACCUCGCAAGAGAAACGGAAGCGUGCGAAGCUCUUGACAUGCCGUUCAAAGUGGAAGCAGAAAAAGUGGAUACCUCGGAGGAGCUACCGGCGGCUAAAAGCCAAGUGAGAAGUCGAGGGAAGGAAAGAAAACAGGCCGUUAAAUCUACUGAGAAGCUGCAAGACGCUACAAACCAGAAUAAAUCAAAGAGCAAGCUGACGGACAGUCGGAGCAGUUUGAAAGACGAUCGUGAAAAUAAGAAGACGAGUGAAACUUUGAAGACGAAACAGAAGUCAGCGGAGAAGCAGACGAAACCAGUUAGAGCAGCCGGAGGGCCGCAGAGGAGGAAAACCGAGGAGAAGGACUCAGAUCUGCAGGAGUCUGAACAAGCUGUGAAAGGGCGAAGAAAGCCUCCUGGAGGCGCGCAGACCGCAGCCUCACAAGCGAAAAAUCAAAGUAAAGUGAGAACAGGAGAGGCUGCAGACGAUGGAGAGGAGGCGCAACACGCCGGACUGAGGAGGUCCAAGAGGAUAGCCAGCAGGAGAUCCUUUCUCCUCUCUCCUCUCAAACUCGUGCAGCUCCACCCACCUGCAGAUAAAAGCCAAACCCUCACCAGAGCAGCUCCUCAAAGCUUUGUGAUACCUCCACCCUGCAGCAGCAGCAGCAGCAGCACACAAAGGGCCCAGCAGGACUGCAGCUAACACCUGGCUGGAACCCCGUGCAUGGCCACCGUCCCGCUCAUGCCUUGGAAAAGACCCAGAAAAGCAGCGUAAAGUUUGAGGGGAAAGCAGACGAAGGAGGCGCAGGCCAGAGGGAGAGAGCACCUUCAG
This is a messenger RNA of Larimichthys crocea (large yellow croaker), 1620 nucleotides long. RefSeq lists its product as hypothetical. Lineage: Eukaryota; Metazoa; Chordata; Actinopteri; Sciaenidae. The record is from RefSeq and is a predicted model, not a curated record. The transcript is spliced from 10 exons. Bases 76 to 1491 code for a protein of 471 amino acids.